AUGGCGGCGUCCACGAAGUUGGUUGGAGAGGGAGUGAAGAAGGCCCCGGCGGAAGAGGAACCGCGAGUUCUGGGACCCGGGGCGGCCCCGUUCGGAAAUUUCCCUUAUUAUUCUCGCUUCCACCCUCCGGAGCAACGGCUCCGCCUGCUGCCCCCGGAGCUGCUUCGACGACUCUUCCCUCUUCAGAGUCCCGAGACGAGGCCGAUCCUGGGGCUCGACGUGGGGUGUAACUCCGGGGAUCUGAGUGUGGCUCUUUACAAACACUUCCUUUCCCUACGUGAUGGGGAGACCUGCUCAGGUGCCUCAAAAGAAUUCCGUCUCCUUUGUUGCGACAUUGAUCCAGUCCUGGUGGAGCGAGCUGAAAAAGAAUGUCCUUUUCCUGAUGCUUUGACCUUUAUCACCCUGGACUUCAUGAAUCAAAGGACUCGGAAGGUUCUCUUGAACUCUUUCUUAAGCCAAUUUGGACGUUCACUUUUUGACAUUGGCUUCUGCAUGUCGAUAACCAUGUGGAUUCACCUGAACCAUGGGGAUCAUGGCUUGUGGGAGUUCCUUGCCCAUCUUUCCUCCCUCUGCCGCUAUCUUCUAGUGGAGCCGCAGCCCUGGAAGUGUUACCGAGCAGCUGCAAGGCGUCUCCGAAAGCUGGGACUCCAUGAUUUUGACCACUUCCACUCCCUUACCAUCCGAGGUGACAUGGCCAAUCAGAUUGUGCAGAUCUUGACCCAGGACCAUGGCAUGGAAUUAAUAUGCUGCUUUGGCAACACCAGUUGGGACCGAAGCCUUCUGCUCUUCAGGGCAAAACAAACCAUAGAUACUCACCCUAUACCUGAAUCACUCAUAGAAGAAGAGAAAGAAAGGAACAGAUUAAGAUUCUGGAGGCAGUGAGAUAGAGGGCAGGAAGACCAGGAAAGAUAAUGAAAGGUUUUCUACUGAGAAUUACAUUCACUCUUCUUACCAGUCAGGCAGCUUCAAAACAUGGGAGAAGCUUUUGGUAAAAUGUUCCAGGUAUGCAAUUGAGGAAUCAGUUUUCCCCAUUGUUUGGGACAGUCCCUGAGGAGAAUGAAUACGUGGCGUAGAGAACUAGGCUAUCUGGAUUGAGAUGGCUCAGAAAAAGGACUCUGGUUUGUGGGACAUGGAAGGGACUGCUUUGGGGAAUUAUUUAUAAAGAUUAGACCAGGCUAGCCUUAGAAUGUAUUGGUUCCCUAGACUCCUUGAGUCUGGUCUGGUUUCUUAGGCUUCUUUUGGACCUACUAGGCCUGCCUUCAGGCACAAUCUCACAAUGCAAUGUGGAAUGAAGAGCUAUUGGCCUGGCUAAAAGAAAGGGUUAGAAGGAAAAGCAUCUUAUCUUUCUUGAGCAGGUCAAAUCUCCAACAUGCCCAGGCUUAGCACAGCAGUUAUAGAUCCUAGCCAGGAUGCAUUAACUGGCAUUUAAAAGAUGUUUAAAAGAUUCAAGUUGUGAACCCAGAGACAGUGAUUCAGGUUCUGGAAUGGGGCUUAGGAAUCUGUUUUGUUUUGUUGCAUUUAUUGUGGUAAAAUAUGCAUAACAUAAAAUUUACCAUUUUAAGCAUUUUAAAGUAUACAAUUCCAUGUAUUAAGUACAUUCACAAUGAGUAGUCUCUUUUUAGCAGACACCCCAGAUGAUUCUGAUGCAAACAAAAAUAGACCACACUUUGAAUAGGGUGCCAGCCAGUCUUCCUCUACAUAUUUUUUUCUGGGGUGCAGUUCUUCCGCAUGCCUUUAGCAACUGCCUACACGCUAAUGGCUCCCAAAUAUAUUGGUAGCCCUACCUGCACAGCUCCAGAUUAAUAUUUUUCCUGUUUUGUAAGCAUAUCCCCUCGUUCUUAGGCACCUCAAAUCUAGCAUAUCCCAAAAGCAAACUCAUUACCCUCAUUCUAAACCUAAUUCUAUCUCAAUUGGUGGCAUCCACUCAUUGCUCAAGCUAGAAACUUCAUUUGAUUUUUUCCUCACUUAUAUUCCACACACCGAAGUAUUCACAAAGUCCAGCAAAUUCUGCCAGUAACAUAUAAAUCCCAUUUAUUCCAUCCAUGUGGCUGGCACCUACCAGAGAUGUCUGUUAUGUCAUCUACCCUCCAAUCCAUUCUUUGCCUUUCAGCCACAGUUUAUUCAUCUGUACAACUGAAAUAACAUCACCUUCCUUUUCCUAUGCGCAAAUGAGCUAAAGGAUGUGAAAGUAUUUUGUAGAAUAUAGUGUUAAACAAAAAGAAGGUGCUGUUAGUCUCUGUAAGCAUGCCACAGACCACAAUUAUGAUUGUUAGACCAAAGGCUAAUGAGAAAAACAUCUCAACUGUAGAAAACAUGCAUCUUACUAUCUCUAAUAAUUUGUUUCUUAGGAUGAGGAAAUAAUGAGUACAGCUUCAGCACUACAGAGCAUUUUUUUUUUUUUUACUUUUUAUUUUCUUAUUUUUUGGCAGCUGGCCAGUACUGGGAUCCAAACCGUUGACCGUGGUGUUAUAACACCACACUCUAACCUUCCGGCAAGCCCCAGAUCAUUUUAAAGGAAGCAGUGUUGGGAGGGAGAGAUAUGAAGCUAAUAGAAAUGAGGCCAAUUCAUGAUGGUCUCAGAGUGAUCACAGUGGUUAAAGAGCUGAAUUUACCCAUUUCUCUGUAGAUUUUAAAUUUAGGAACACUUUGAAACCUGUGACCUGCUGAGUUCUCUCUCCUAACACUCUUCACCAAGGCAGUGCAAAGAAAUGUGUAUAGGACUGUGGUAAGCUGAAUAAUGGUCCCCCAAGAUGUCCACAUCCUAAUCCCCAGAACCUGUGAAUGUUACCUGAGAUAGUAAAAGGUAUUUUGCAGAUGUGACUAAGGAUUAAGGGUCUUGAGAUGAGUUUAACCUGGAUGAUCAGAUGGGCCCUAAAUGAGAUUACAGGUGUCCUUAUAAGAGGGAGUCAGGGAGAGAUUUGACCACAGUAGAUGUAAUGACAGAAGCCAGCAGUUGGAGUAAUGUGAGGAAGGGCUGCAAGCCAAGGAAUGCAGUCAGCUUCUAGAAGUUAGAAAAGACAAGGAAAUGUAUUCUCCCCUGGAGACUCCAGAAGGAACGUAGCC
Cynocephalus volans (Philippine flying lemur) is the source of this 3063-nucleotide messenger RNA. RefSeq names its product BCDIN3 domain containing RNA methyltransferase (gene BCDIN3D). The transcript has 2 exons. Gene Ontology annotation, molecular function: O-methyltransferase activity; RNA methyltransferase activity. The record is from RefSeq and is a predicted model, not a curated record. Gene Ontology annotation, cellular component: cytoplasm. Bases 1 to 882 code for a protein of 293 amino acids. Gene Ontology annotation, biological process: negative regulation of pre-miRNA processing. NCBI's taxonomy places the organism in Eukaryota, Metazoa, Chordata, Mammalia, Dermoptera, Cynocephalidae.